Messenger RNA from Fusarium venenatum, 1650 nucleotides. Its product is annotated as pyridoxal phosphate-dependent transferase. Gene Ontology annotation, biological process: transsulfuration. Gene Ontology annotation, molecular function: pyridoxal phosphate binding; cystathionine gamma-synthase activity. Lineage: Eukaryota; Fungi; Ascomycota; Sordariomycetes; Hypocreales; Nectriaceae. The record is from RefSeq and is a predicted model, not a curated record.
AUGACAAUUCUAAAGACCCAAUCCGAGUUCGGACAUGCGCCCCCACCGCAGACUCCUUAUAGUGUUAUAACAAACCUUCCCAGAUGGGACGUCGCUAAAGCUAUUCGCGAUGGCGAUCAUGCUCCUAUGAAGAGAGUGGUUCACAUCUACCCUCGCUUCGUAGCUACACAUUAUGCUGCUCAGCUUGGUAACGAGAUUGCAAAUCACGUUGGCCAUGCUGGUAAAGCUGCGUUGGUCUAUCUUAGCCCUGCGAUAUGGCCAUAUACUCUCCACCAUAUCACCCACUCGAACCGCGGCGAGAAUCGUGUAGCUGAACGUGAUGUGGUAUUCAAAUGUGUGGAAAUAUCUGGCCAUCGGCUAUACGUGAUUCUCUUUAAUCCAGCAACGAUGCCGGUCAUGAUGCUCACCUGGCAGAAUCCCGGCCUGGGGAUUUCUCUUCGUGGAGCCGAGCAGCUUCUCAAGGGUGUAGCUAACAUCAAGGAAUUGUCCUUUGAAGCUGGAAUGCAAACUCUUCCGUCGCCAAGCUGGACUCCUGAGAGUGAGGUUCAUGAUGCUCUUCGAGAUAGGAUCGUUGAACUUCUCCAUCGUGCUCCGAGAGACGCGAACAAGGUUAAAUGCACGUCUAGAGAUGUGUUUCUAUACCCAACAGGAAUGGCUGCCAUUUUUUACUCAAACACCCUCUUGACGAAGCAUCGUCCUGGCACUGUCGUCCUUCUAGGUGUCGUCUUUCAUAAUACAUAUCACCAUCUCAUUGAAGAGUGUCCACAAGGGAUGAAGCAUUUUGGAAGAGUUGAUUCUGAGGGGAUUUCUAUUUUUGAAAACUGGCUUAAAGGGGAGAAAGAUGCGGGUAGGUCUGUGAGUUAUGUUUUUGUCGAAGUUCCUGGAAAUCCAACACUGGACACUCCCGAUACUGCUCGUUUGAAGAGGCUUUCGGAGGAAUAUGACUUCUUCCUCACUAUCGACGAUACAAUCGGUGGCUUUGCCAACUUAGACGUCAUUUCCCACUCGGACAUUCUACUGUCAUCUAUCACAAAGUCCUUCAGUGGUUACGCUAACGUCAUGGGCGGUUCAGUCGUUCUCAAUCCUCUAUCAUCUCAUUACAAGACUCUCAACUCUCUAUUUCGGGAGUCUCACCAUAACGAGCUUUUCAUCGCAGACGCACAAGUGCUCCUUUCCAACUCGAGCGAUUUUCUUGAGCGAACGAGGAUUCUCAAUCGAAAUGCUCUCGCUAUGGCAAACUUUCUUGACAAGGCCAUAUCCUCUCCCAACUCUCCUGUCAUCAACGUGCAAUAUCCGAGCCUUCUAGAUAACAAGGCAAACUACGAUGCCAUCUUACGGGAAGGGACACCGGAUCUUCCAGAGCCAGGGUAUGGAUGUCUUCUGACUGUAGAAUUCUCUACUGUUGAAGCAGCUACAUCCUUCUAUAAUAGGGCUGGAUUUUACCCAAGUCCUCACCUCGGAGGCCAUGUCACGAUUAUGUUGCCAUAUAAUAUGAUGGUUUUCAGCAAGAAGCCUGAAGAGAAGGCAUAUAUGGAUGGGUUGGGCGUCAGAGAAGCGAGCGUACGUAUUUCAGCCGGGCUGGAGAGUGAAGAGGAUCUGAUUGAUACCUUACGAGAUGCGCUGAGGGCGGCAACAGACCUCGAAGGGUAG